GCUCGGCUGAACUCGGAAGCCGUCGGCGGUGCUCGGGGAGCAGUCGGGAGAAGCAGGGUUGAUCGCAGAAGUAAGGAGUAGUCGCGGGCGCAGCCGCGGCCCUAGAGAAAUUGUGCGUCGGUGACAGGGUGGGGAUAGCUUUGUUUUUCAAAAAAAAAGAAAGCAGAGAUCGUAAAUGAGCGGGCGAGGACAUCCAUUGUGUGCAUAUCAAUCCACCGAGGAGUGUAGCCGGGGCCAGAAGUCAUUUGAGUAGCUGGGAAUCUGCUAACUCCGGUUGACCUGCACAUUUAAGAUGGAUUUGAAAUGUAUCCUACAUACUGUACUGAUUUGCUGCUGCUGCUGGAAUGCACUUGCCCAAUCAGACACCAGUGAGUGUUUAAAAGCCAGUGCAAAGUCAUGUGGAGAAUGUAUACAAGCCGGUAGAAAUUGUGGAUGGUGCACCAAAGUUGAUUUCUUACAAGAGGGGGAACCAAACUCUGCACGCUGUGAUGAUAUUAAAUCUUUAAAAAGUAAAGGAUGUUCGGAGGAUGAGAUUGAAAAUCCCAAAGGUUCACAACAAAUAGACGCAAAUAAAGAACUUACUGGUCGCACAAGCGGUACAAAAGUAGAGGUGAAAGACAUUACACAGAUUCGACCACAGAAGCUAACUCUGAAAUUGCGAUCAGGAGAGCCCCAGACCUUCUCGCUGUAUUUUAAAAGAGCAGAUGAUUAUCCUAUUGAUCUCUAUUAUCUUAUGGACCUCUCUUUUUCCAUGAAGGAUGACUUGGAAAAGGUUAAAAAGUUAGGAACAGAAUUGAAAAAUGAAAUGCAGAAGAUAACUUCUGAUUUCAAAAUUGGGUUUGGGUCCUUUGUGGAUAAGACUGUGAUGCCAUACAUUAGCACAACCCCAGCCAAACGAAAAAAUCCUUGUCCAGGUGCUGAUGUAUGCACAAGUCCAUUUAGCUUCAAAAAUGUGCUACCAUUGACAGAAGAUGGAUCAAAGUUCAAUGAACUUGUAAGCAACCAGACUGUUUCUGGAAAUCUGGACUCUCCAGAAGGUGGUUUUGAUGCCAUUAUGCAGGUUGCUGUUUGUGGGGACAAGAUUGGUUGGCGAAAUGUUACUCGAUUGCUGGUAUUUUCUACAGAUGCAGGAUUUCACUUUGCUGGAGAUGGUAAACUGGGUGGCAUUGUUCUACCAAAUGACGGGAAAUGUCAUCUCAAUACUGAAGGUCUCUACACCAUGAGUGAUUACUAUGAUUAUCCAUCCAUUGCUCAUUUGGUACAGAAACUUAGUGAAAAUAAUAUUCAGCCUAUUUUUGCUGUUACUGAUGAUUUCAAGGGUGUAUACGAGGAACUCCAUAAUCUCAUUCCAAAAUCUGAAGUGGGUGUUCUUUCAUCAAACUCCAGUAAUGUUAUCAAUUUAAUCCUUGAUGCUUAUCACGCUUUGUCUUCUGAAGUUAUCCUGGAGAAUGAUAAAUUGCCAGAAGGCAUUUCAUUGCAAUAUACAGCCUUCUGUAAGAAUAAUACUGUUCAUACAAAGGAGGAUGGCAGGAAGUGUUCGGGCAUUCAGAUUGAUGACGAGGUCAGCUUCAACAUAAGUAUCACAGCAACAAAAUGUCCAAAUAAUGGUAAAAAAACAAGUUUUCAAAUCAAACCUCUGGGAUUUACUGAAAAAGUAGAGGUUAAUCUGGAAUUUAUUUGUGAAUGUGAAUGUCAUAAAAAGGGAUUGCCAAAUAGCGCAGAAUGUCAUCAGGGUAAUGGAACCUUUGAAUGUGGAGCCUGCAGGUGUAAUAAAGGGCGCAUUGGGCGUUUCUGUGAGUGCAGCACUGAUGAGGUAAACAGUGAGGACAUGGAUGCUUCAUGCAGGAAAGAUAAUACAUCUCAAAUCUGCAGUGACAAUGGUGAUUGCAUCUGUGGAGAAUGUGUCUGUAAAAAGAGGGAAAAUCCUACUGAAAUCAUCUCUGGCAAAUAUUGUGAAUGUGAUAACUUCAACUGUGACCGGUCUGGUGGUUUGAUUUGUGGAGGAAAUGGAAUCUGUAAGUGUAGGGUAUGUGAAUGUUACCCCAACUUCACUGGCAAUGCCUGUGAUUGCUCUGUGGACAAUUCAACAUGUAUUUCAAAGAAUGGACAGAUGUGUAAUGGCAGAGGUACAUGUGAAUGUGGUCGCUGCAAAUGCACUGAUCCAAAAUUCCAGGGGUCGGCCUGUGAAAUGUGUCCAACUUGCCCAGGAGUCUGUAUAGAACAUAAGGAUUGUGUUCAGUGUAAAGCCUUCCAGAAAGGACCCAAGAAAGAUACUUGUGAUCAGUGUGAGUUUGAAGUGAUUUUGGUGGAAAAGCAGGAUCAGUUGCCACAACCAGGAGCAGUUCCAUCAAUUGCUCACUGUAAAGAGAAGGAUGAGAAUGACUGCUGGUUCUACUUCUCCUAUUCUGUUAAUGACCAGAAUGUUCCAGAAGUUCAUGUUACCAAAAAUCCAGAAUGUCCGCAAGCACCUGACAUCAUUCCAAUUGUAGCUGGAGUAGUUGCUGGUAUUGUCUUGAUAGGCCUUGCCUUGUUGCUGAUUUGGAAAUUACUGAUGAUCAUUCAUGACCGAAGGGAAUUUGCAAAAUUCGAGAAAGAGAAAAUGAAUGCCAAGUGGGAUACACAAGAAAAUCCUAUUUACAGGAGUCCUAUACACAAAUUCAAGAAUCCAAAUUAUGGGCGCAAAGUUGCUUCUCUCUAAACCUGGUGAAAAUCCAAUCUACAAGAGUGCGGUGACAACUAUUGUCAACCCAAAAUACGAGGGAAAAUGAUGGAGUUUGUUCAUUUUUGUGAGGGUUUUUUUUAAUUUUAAUAUAGAUAAUGGGUUUGGGUUUCUUUUGUAGUCACAAAUUAGCUUUAGAUCACGGCAGUGAUUGCUAACCAAUAAUGUAAGUUUUUCUAUGCAGAUUUUGCAAUGUGUACAGUAAGUGUAAACAAAAAUUAGUUGCUUUUUAAAUGCAUUUUAAUUUGAAGAGGUGCAAAACGCCAGUGUUGGAAUGGAAUAUUAUCCCUUGGUCUAGCUUUGUUUUUUAAGAUUCUUCCAGAAUUUAGACUUGCUAUCAUGUAAAUUCUCUGAACAGUAUUCAAAUCCGGUAAAACAACUUGAAAAGCAAAAGAAUCUCCACUCAAUUUAUGUGCCAAAAGAAAUAAUUUGGAAUAUACUGUAUGUCUGGUAUUUACAUGAGUGCCUGAGAGAAUUUUGUAGACCCAAAAUAAAUCUCAUCUUUUCUUUAAUCCACGUUUAUCUUACAGUCAUACUGUGACUUGUGAAAUUCUUAGUUGGCAUUCUGUGUAUUUUGUUACCCCCUUUAGAUCGUGACAACUGAGCAAAAGUACGUUUCUUUUAUUUUUAAAGCAUUAUACAACUGUGUCAAACAUAUACCUGAAAUAUUUGAUAUGCGUACACUACUCUGCCAAAUGUGGAAUCUUUUUAUUUAAUUGUCAAUGGCUUUGCCAAAUCAUGACAGAUCAAACUUAGUUUUUUUUUAAAACUUGGAUGCAAGUAUUCAUUGGUUUGUAAUAUUGCAGAUUUUUUAAGGUAUUUUGUAGUAACCAAUAGGCCUCGAUACUUGUAUCAAUGCAAAGAGCAAAUCUUUCAUUUCUAAGCAGGUUCUCUUGGAACUGCUCAAACUCAGAAUGUUCCUUUAUGUUCAAUAGCUAUACAUACUAAUAAGCUGCAAGCAAAUAAUAACUUGGAGACAUGCUAGAUAUAGCUGUAUGCAUUAAUUCGUUCCAGGUAUGGACUGAUUUCACUUGGAUCACUUUCUUGAUUUAAAGUGCCUUUUUAUUUUAAGUAUUUACACUCUUGGCAUACACUUGACUUAUUUAUUAAAUAAACAACUUUAUAAAAAUA
This is a messenger RNA of Mobula hypostoma (lesser devil ray), 3850 nucleotides long. Its product is annotated as integrin beta-1-A-like. Gene Ontology annotation, cellular component: cell surface; integrin complex; focal adhesion. The coding region runs from base 293 to 2698 and encodes 801 amino acids. Gene Ontology annotation, molecular function: collagen binding involved in cell-matrix adhesion; fibronectin binding; integrin binding. Gene Ontology annotation, biological process: cell migration; cell adhesion mediated by integrin; cell-matrix adhesion. The record is from RefSeq and is a predicted model, not a curated record. Lineage: Eukaryota; Metazoa; Chordata; Chondrichthyes; Myliobatiformes; Myliobatidae. The transcript has 17 exons.